This is a messenger RNA of Jatropha curcas, 3239 nucleotides long. RefSeq names its product beta-galactosidase. Gene Ontology annotation, molecular function: hydrolase activity, hydrolyzing O-glycosyl compounds. Lineage: Eukaryota; Viridiplantae; Streptophyta; Magnoliopsida; Malpighiales; Euphorbiaceae. The record is from RefSeq and is a predicted model, not a curated record. Gene Ontology annotation, biological process: carbohydrate metabolic process.
CUCAUCUCUGCUAUAUAAUCAUUCCAGUAACUUAAACCACAGCAAAUUCCACUACUCCACUCUCACAUUAUAUUAUUACACUAUAAACUCUGCCAAGUUUCCUUCUUUCUUUUUGUUUCUCAAAAGAAUCAAAAAACAAAGUCUGUAGAGAAAGACCCAAAUCUGUAUCUUACUUUUCCUUCCAUUUUCAUUCUUUUACUCGUAUGUAGGCGAGGAAGCAGUGAAUUAAGAUAUAAAAAGAGAAAAGGCCAUUGCUUUGAUAGUUUUAAGAGUUCAACAAAUGAAGAAUAUUUUAAACGGAAGCUUGUUUUUGUUUCUGCUCUCGUUUUUUGCUUCAUGGGUGUGUUUUGUUACAGCUUCUGUGUCUUAUGAUCAUAAAGCUAUUACAAUCAAUGGACAGAGAAGGAUUCUUAUUUCUGGGUCCAUUCACUACCCAAGAAGCACUCCCGAGAUGUGGCCGGAUCUUAUACAGAAGGCCAAAGAUGGAGGUUUGGAUGUAAUACAAACCUAUGUCUUCUGGAAUGGACAUGAGCCUUCUCCUGGAAAUUAUUAUUUUGAGGAUAGGUAUGAUCUGGUGAAGUUCAUCAAGUUGGUUCAACAAGCAGGACUUUAUGUUCAUUUGCGGAUUGGACCCUAUAUUUGCGCAGAAUGGAACUUUGGGGGAUUUCCAGUUUGGCUAAAAUAUGUUCCGGGUAUUGAAUUCAGAACCAACAAUGGUCCUUUCAAGGUGGCAAUGCAAAAGUUCACAGAGAAGAUUGUGGGCAUGAUGAAGUCAGAAAAGUUGUUUGAAACUCAAGGAGGUCCAAUAAUUCUUUCUCAAAUAGAAAAUGAAUUUGGACCAGUAGAAUGGGAGAUUGGUGCACCAGGUAAAGCUUAUACAAAAUGGGCAGCUGAGAUGGCAGUGGGUCUGGGUACUGGGGUUCCAUGGGUCAUGUGCAAGCAAGAAGAUGCCCCUGAUCCUGUUAUUAACACCUGUAACGGUUUUUACUGUGAAAACUUCAAACCAAACAAGGAUUACAAACCUAAAAUGUGGACAGAAAACUGGACUGGCUGGUACACUGAAUUUGGUGGUUCAGUACCUUAUAGGCCAGCGGAAGAUUUGGCAUUCUCAGUUGCAAGAUUUAUACAGAAUGGUGGUUCAUUCAUGAAUUAUUAUAUGUACCAUGGAGGAACUAAUUUUGGCAGAACCGCUGGCGGUCCCUUCAUUGCAACUAGCUAUGAUUAUGAUGCUCCUAUUGAUGAAUAUGGACUACCAAGGGAUCCAAAGUGGGGACACUUGAGAGAUCUUCAUAAAGCCAUCAAGCUAUGUGAACCUGCUUUAGUAUCUGUAGAUCCCACAGUAAAAUCACUUGGUGAUAAUCAAGAGGCUCAUGUUUUCCAAUCAAAGUCGGCAUGUGCAGCAUUCCUGGCAAACUAUGACACGAAGUACUCGGUGAAAGUGACCUUUGGCAAUGGGCAAUAUGACCUGCCACCAUGGUCUAUCAGCAUUCUUCCUGAUUGCAAGACUGCAGUUUUUAAUACUGCAAGGCUGGGUGCCCAAAGCACACAGAUGAAGAUGACACCAGUUGGCAGUGGAUUUUCUUGGCAGUCAUACAUUGAAGAAGCUGCCUCUGGUUAUACUGAUGAUACAACUACACUGGAUGGAUUGUGGGAGCAAAUUAAUGUCACAAGGGAUGCUACAGACUAUCUGUGGUAUAUGACGAAUGUCAAGAUAGAUCCUGAUGAAGGAUUUUUAAAGAAUGGACAGGAUCCCCUUCUCACAAUUCUUUCAGCUGGCCAUUCAUUGCAUGUUUUCAUUAAUGAUCAACUAGCAGGAACUGUGUAUGGGUCAUUGGAUAAUCCUAAGGUAACAUUUAGCAAGAAUGUGAAACUAACAAGCGGUAUUAACAAGAUUUCUUUGUUGAGUGUUGCAGUUGGUCUCCCGAAUGUUGGUGUGCACUUUGAAAGAUGGAAUUCCGGAGUUCUAGGCCCUGUCACAUUGAAGGGUUUGAAUGAGGGGACAAAAGACCUGUCAGGGUGGAAAUGGUCUUAUAAGAUUGGUUUGAAAGGCGAAGCAUUAAACCUUCAUACUGUUACCGGGAGUUCAUCAGUUGAAUGGGCAGAAGGAUCACUGUUGGCCACAAAACAACCACUAACAUGGUACAAGACUACUUUUGAUGCACCAGAAGGCAAUGAUCCAUUAGCUUUAGAUAUGAGCAGCAUGGGAAAAGGACAGAUAUGGGUAAAUGGUCAGAGUAUAGGACGUCACUGGCCUGCAUAUACUGCUCGUGGUAGUUGUGGAGAUUGUAACUAUGCUGGAACAUUCGAUGAUAAGAAAUGCCGAAGAAAUUGUGGAGAGCCGUCCCAAAGAUGGUACCAUGUUCCACGCUCCUGGCUGAACCCGAGUGGAAAUCUAUUAGUUGUCUUUGAAGAAUUUGGCGGUAACCCAAGUGGAAUUUCUUUGGUAAAGAGAACCACCGGAACAGUUUGUGCUGACAUAUACGAAGGACAGCCAGCAUUGAAGAACUGGCAGAUGAUUGCCUUAGGCAAACUCGACCACCUUCAACCCAAAGCCCAUUUGUGGUGUCCUCCAGGACAAAAGAUCUCUCAGAUUAAGUUUGCUAGUUAUGGAGUGCCUCAAGGGGCAUGUGGAAGCUUCCGAGAAGGGAGCUGUCAUGCACACAAGUCAUAUAAUGCUUUUGAAAAGAAGUGCGUUGGAAAGCAGUCUUGUUCAGUAACAGUGGCUUCUGAAGUUUUUGGAGGAGAUCCCUGUCCUGAUACUGCCAAAAAGCUUUCAGUUGAGGCUGUCUGCUACUGAAAGCCAUAAAGCACCACGUCUAACCAAAUAAGUUUGGAAUUACUAAAUCUCGAGUAAAUAUAUGAUUUGUUAUUACACCAUUGAUAAGAUUUCAAGCUUCUGCUCAUAUUGUCAAGAAAAUCGAUUUCUUUCCGGAGGCAAAAAGCAGCAUAUAUAAAAACACAUACCGCGCACAAUAGUGGCGAAGCCAAAUAAAGAUUGUGAAGUGGUUGGAAAGGUGCCUAAUGUACAUAAACAAGUUAUUGUUUGUCAAAUACAAGGAGCUCUAUACAUCAUUGUUUAGGCUUAUUGUAAUCUGCAAGGUGCAGACGAUUUAGUUUUUAGAUACUGAUAUUGAUACAUGUAAGCAUUUAGCUUGCUGAAGUUUCAACUAAGCAAAAGCAUUUUUAGUGCUUUUCUUUGCAAGAGUAAAUGAAAAGCAAUUAUAAAUAUUUUUAUAUUA